CGCGUCCUCUGGGACCUGUCAGUCAGAGACCUAGGCGGCGAGCCGGGUUGGUGAAGCAAGCAGCCGCUGUGCUGAGACUGAACCCCCUGCCGUCCUUCACUGCACGGAGUUUCAGUUCCGCGUUGCGAUGCACUGACUUAUUCCGGGAAGAUGCCGCCGGUUCGAAAGACAGUGGCAGAGCUCCGCUCUCGAGCGGAAGGCUAUGAGAAAACUGAGGAUGCUUCUGAAAAAACUUCACUGGCUGAUCAAGAGGAUAUGAGAAUAAUAUUUAUUAAUCGACCUCAGCUUAUAAAAUUUUGUAGCAAUCAUGUCAGCACUGCAAAAUACAAUCCACUUACAUUCUUACCAAGAUUCUUAUAUUCUCAGUUCAGGAGAGCAGCCAACUCGUUUUUCCUUUUCAUAGCCCUUCUCCAGCAAAUCCCUGAUGUUUCUCCAACUGGCCGCUACACGACACUGGUUCCGCUGUUAUUCAUUCUUCUUGUGGCUGCCAUUAAAGAAAUCAUAGAAGAUAUUAAAAGACAUAAUGCUGAUAGUGGAGUGAACAAGAAAAAAGCACAAGUGCUGAGAAAUCGUGCUUGGGAAAUUGUCCACUGGGAAAAGGUAGAGGUUGGCGAUAUAGUUAAAAUAAAUUGCACAGAGUUCAUACCUGCUGAUACUGUACUACUCUCAUCAAGUGAACCACAGGCAAUGUGCUACAUUGAAACUUCCAACUUAGAUGGAGAAACAAAUCUUAAGAUCCGUCAGGGUCUACCUCAGACAGCAGAGUUAAAAGAUAUUGAUAGUUUGAUGAAUUUAUCCGGGAAACUUGAGUGUGAAAGUCCUAAUCGGCACUUGUAUGACUUUGUGGGCAAUAUUCGCUUUGAUGGAAAAAGCACUUUUCCCUUGGGACAAGAUCAAAUCCUUUUGCGAGGUGCUCAACUGAGAAACACCCAGUGGGUUAUUGGAAUAGUCGUUUAUACAGGACAUGACACAAAACUUAUGCAGAAUACCACACAGGCUCCGCUAAAAUUAUCAAAUGUGGAACGAAUCACAAAUUUGCAAAUCCUCUUAUUAUUUGGUGUUCUUCUCUUCAUGUCUUUGGUGUGUGCCAUUGGUUCAACGAUAUGGACUAGCAGGCAUGCUGCAGGAGACUGGUACCUCGAUUUCACUGGUAGUGGAGUCUCCUACUUUGGAUUGAAUUUCUUAACCUUCAUCAUCCUCUUCAAUAACCUCAUUCCAAUCAGUCUAUUAGUUACAUUAGAGGUUGUAAAGUUUAUCCAAGCAUUUUUCAUUAACUGGGAUAUGGACAUGAUAUAUCAACCAACAAAUACUCCUGCCAUGGCCCGAACAUCCAACCUAAAUGAAGAAUUAGGACAGGUGAAAUAUAUAUUCUCAGAUAAGACUGGAACUUUAACCUGCAAUAUUAUGGAGUUUAAGAAGUGUACAGUUGCAGGGAUUGCUUAUGGGAAAGGUGAAUCAUCAAAUGGCGAAAAUGCAUUUCACGAUCCUUCUCUACUGGAAAAUCUUCAAGGCAAUCAUCCCACAGCACCAGUCAUUUGUGAGUUCCUGACGAUGAUGGCAAUUUGCCAUACAGCAGUGCCUGAAAGGGAAGUUGACAAGAUAAUCUAUCAAGCGUCAUCUCCAGAUGAAGGAGCAUUGGUGAGAGCAGCAAAGCAGUUGGGCUUUGUCUUCAGUGGGCGAACCCCAAAUUCAGUUAUUAUUGAAGCUCUUGGUCAAGAAGAAAAAUAUGAAUUGCUCAACGUACUUGAAUUUACAAGCAAUAGAAAGCGGAUGUCUGUGAUUGUCCGUAUGCCAUCAGGAAAGCUGCGACUUUACUGUAAAGGAGCAGAUACGGUUAUUUAUGAGCGGCUGUCUGAGAGCUCAAGAUACAAGGACAUUACUUUGAAGCAUUUAGAGCAGUUUGCUACAGAAGGUUUGAGAACCUUGUGUUUUACUGUUGCUGAGAUUUCAGAGACCAUGUACCAAGAUUGGUUGGAAGUAUAUCAACGUGCUUCUACUGCACUGCAGAACAGGUCACUGAAACUUGAAGAGAGUUAUGAACUGAUUGAAAAAAAUCUGCAGUUGCUUGGAGCUACAGCAAUUGAAGAUAGACUACAAGACAACGUCCCUGAAACCAUAGAAACAUUAUCCAAAGCAGACAUCAAAAUUUGGAUCCUGACAGGAGACAAGCAGGAAACCGCUGUUAAUAUAGGACAUGCAUGUAAACUUCUGACCAAAAACAUGGGUCUUCUGGUGCUGAAUGCACACACACUUGAUAUGACAAGGGAAACACUCAUUCAUCACUGCAAUACUCUAGGUGAUGCUUUACGCAAGGAUAAUGACUUUGCACUAAUUAUAGAUGGCAAAACUCUCAAAUAUGCUCUGACAUUUGGAGUGCGACAGUCCUUUUUGGAUCUUGCUUUGUCUUGUAAGGCAGUCAUCUGUUGCCGAGUUACUCCUCUUCAGAAGUCAGAAAUUGUUGACAUGGUGAAGAAACAGGUGAAAGUCAUAACAUUAGCGAUAGGUGAUGGAGCAAAUGAUGUGGGCAUGAUCCAGACAGCACACGUUGGUGUUGGAAUAAGUGGAAAUGAGGGUCUGCAAGCAGCAAAUUCAUCUGACUAUUCUAUAGCACAGUUCAAGUAUCUGAAGAACUUGCUGCUAGUCCAUGGAGCCUGGAACUAUAAUCGUGUUGCAAAAUGUAUCCUGUACUGCUUUUACAAGAACAUAGUCCUGUACAUUAUUGAGAUCUGGUUUGCUUUUGUGAAUGGUUUCUCCGGUCAGAUUCUCUUUGAACGGUGGUGCAUUGGUCUCUACAAUGUGAUUUUCACAGCUCUGCCUCCCCUCACUUUGGGAAUAUUUGAGAGAUCAUGUCGAAAGGAAAACAUGUUGAAAUAUCCAGAGCUUUACAAGACAUCACAGAACGCACUGAAUUUCAACACAAAGGUUUUCUGGGUUCAUUGUUUGAACGGCCUGUUCCAUUCGGUUAUUCUGUUUUGGUUCCCACUGAAAGCCCUCGAGCAUGACACAGCAUUUGGAAAUGGAAAGACGCCUGGCCGCCUACUACUAGGAAAUAUGGUUUAUACAUUUGUGGUCAUCACCGUUUGCUUAAAAGCUGGUUUAGAGACCUCAUCCUGGACUCUUUUUAGCCAUGUGGCUAUCUGGGGAAGUAUCGGAAUGUGGGUGGUGCUGUUUGGAAUCUACUCAUCACUGUGGCCUGCAAUUCCACUGGCUCCUGAUAUUUCUGGAGAGGCAGUAAUGUUGUUCAGCUCUGGUGUGUUUUGGAUGGGCCUAUUCUUCAUCCCAAUUACUUCUCUUCUCUGGGAUGUGACUUACAAAGUCAUUAAGAGAACUUUAUGUAAAACUCUGGUCGAAGAGGUUCAAGAAUUGGAAGCCCAGUUCCAGGAUCCAGGUGCAGCUGUGUAUGGCAAAAGCUUAAGUGAACGAGCUCAACUUUUAAAGAAUGUUUUUCGGAAGAAUACUUUCAAUCUACACCGUUCUGAUUCUUUCCAACAGAGUUCAUUACAUGGUUAUGCCUUUUCCCAAGAUGAGAAUGGUAUUGUGUCCCAGUCUGAAGUGGUCAGGGCCUAUGACACCACCAAACAAAGACCAGAUGAUUGGUAAACAUUUAAUACAUGGACUGCAAACAAGUGCUUUCACUAAGAGUGUGACAUUGGACUUCAAACAUUACAGAUCUAAGUUUUAGAUAUGUAGCUGUAAAGAUCUGCAAAGACCCAAAUAAGUUGGUCUUUGUAUGUUUCAUGAAGGGGAAAAGUGCUAAUCACUUUUGUUGUGUAUUAAACAGACAUGAACACUGUGCAGAUCAAUGUUAUCAUAAACUCACUCUUUUAGAAUAUCAACACCUUAAAAUACACACUAACCACAAGGUUGCCAGAACUUGAAAUUUGUCAUUGGUAUACCUGUUUUUUGACAUGUUUGUUUUAAAAAUACAAACAUAUAGACAUGAGUAAUGUUUUGAUUUUCAACCCUGCUCAGUGUGAACAUUGUAGAAAAUUGAGUACCACUUCCUAAAUUUUCCUGUUUAUCAUAAACUGUGACUUUUACCAAUUAAACCCUGUUUUUUGAUAGAUUACUACUGAUUUGAAGUGAUGCACCUAUUUGUGAACAGUAUCUAUAUAAGUGUAGCAUAACAAUUCUGUAAUAUAUUUUAAUGUUCAAGUCACUGAAUAGGAAUCUGUUAAAAAUGCUAAAAUAUAUCUUAAUAAUGCAGUAUUAAACUUGAUACUAAUACUCCCCUUCUGGUUGCCAAAUCUUCUAUUUGCCAAAUUUAAAACUCUGCAUGAGCCUUAUUCAAUAGUUUUCUAAUCACUUCAGUUGAUAGAAUUUGACAUUAGCCCAAUUCUCCAGAGUAUUGUCAAAGGGCCGAAACAAAUUUCAAGUCCCAUUUGUAACUUUCCUGCUUCAGUUUUUCUGAAGUGUAUUUUGCACAUGCACUGGCACUGACUUGUUCAAAAUUGCCUCUUGGCAAUUGCUUCAUGAUUUGUGUAUUUCACAGGCCGUGACUUUGGAUAUGCUUUACUCAUUGCCCAAUAUUUGACUUAAUUUUCAGAAUGAAGCAAUGUAGUGUGUUUUCUGUGAGAGGCUACAUCUCCUACAGUACAAGCUUGUGAAUUUAGUGAUUUUUUAAAAUGAUUUAACAUUCAACAAACAUUUCAAUACAAAUGUGAGGGUUCUCCUUGCCCCACUCCACCAUUUUUUGCACACAUUUUACCAUGGGUCUAAAAUAUGCUGUGAUUAAAUAAUAAAAUGAAGGUUUGUUUUCCUGACUACCAUCUCUUAAAAGGUUAGUUCAAGUUUGUUUUGUGUGAACUUUGUUCAGGUUAUUUAAUUACGUGUGUAAAUGUGCCAAUUUGAAUAACAUUUUAAUUCCAACCUAUUUUCUGGUGAAUGUGAGCUAAAUUUGUUUGCUGUAUAUGAAAUUUCCAUGAUUUAGUCAGCAAUACUGGUGAAUUGUGCCAAGCAAUUUGGUUCGCAUUAUUACUUUUAAAAAAAAAACUGCCAUUUUUACAAAAUCAGUACAGUAAUUUCCUUUCUAUUACAUGUUGAAUUAAAUUUACCUUGUAUUGAGUGUAUAAUUCUGUGGUUGUCACAAUUUAUGCAGCGCUGACAACAGAAACUUGGAUGUGACCUCGCUAUAGAACCUUAAGUAUUUACUUCAUAGAGGAGCAUCCUUUACAGUAGUGUGUGUUUUAUGCAUUAAACUGCCUUGAUUGCAAAGCAUAACCCAGAUUUUAAAAAUAUUGUGUCAACAUUCCAUUCAAUCUGAUCUUUAGUGCAUCCUUAUUUAUGCGAAUUUUUGUAUCACUAAUGUGAACAAUAGUUUAAUGGUUAAUUUUUAUCAUUGAGUAUUUGCCACAGAACAUCUAGAUUUGGCUGAGUAUUGGCUAUGAAACUGAACUUCAGCAAACAACAGGACAUAACACAAAACAGUGUAAUCAGCACAGUUGUAAUAUUCCAUCCUCUCCAGUAACUUAAAGGCAAAUUUUGCCUUUACAUUAUAUUUUCCAGAAAAAAAGCAAACCACUGUUAGAGAUUAUGAUUUUAAAAAUUAUAAAAGGAGUAGCAAAUAAAAAUCCACAAGUGUUUGAGAACACAAACCAGUUACUAUCAUCCUUUGAUUUGCAGCUUGCUGUGCCCAUGUGCUUUCUCUAUAUGCAACAUGUUCUGUGUUUGUCAAAAUUCUUGAAUGAAUGUCAUAGCUCUAACUACGUGAUUACUUUGUGGUGUCUUUUAAUCAAUGAUAGCUGUCGUCUUCCUCCGAUAUGUGAGGCUGACUGUGGUGUACUUGAUUGUCCUGUCUGUAUUCUUGUCUAACUGCAUGAGAUCAAGUGUUACAUGUAACAUUGUUACUGCAUGACUAAUUUUCUGAUCUUGCAGCACAUCUUCUGCAAGGUUAGAGACAAAUGAAACAGAUUAAUGGAAGGUAACAUCAUGCAGCAGUUUAUGAUGGGCAAAAAAAAUUGUUUCCUGACCAAUCAUUGUGUAUGUCCUGCAUUUUGGAAUAAAAAUCUUUAAUAUAAAUGAAUGACAGCUUUAAAUUAUUUUGUAAGUUUGUAAUUCACACUGACAUAUCCGUGUCCAUUUGGUUCUGUGAAAGGUUGUAUCCAAAUAGGCUAUGUAUGGAAUGUGUACUUUGCUUUACUAGACUUAAGACAACAGAAUAAAAACAGAUGUGAAGAUUUUGAUACUUUUUAAAUGAUUGAACAUGACUACUUCAAAAUAAGAAAUCAAAUUUGAAAAGAAUUUGCCUUGAUUGUCUUGUUCAGUGUGACAACAAAGUAAAAUAUUUAAUGCAUGUUUGCUCCAUUAGUAAUAUGGUAACAAAAUUUGCUUUCCAUUGUUGCCAGUCUUGCAUAGUAUUUAAAAUCAAUCUAAUUCAAUGAUGGAAUUUGACUUGAAUGUCAUGUAAAGAUGAACAUAUUCUGUACACUGGAUCAGGAUUUUUCUGUCGAAAUUUCCAGAAUGUUGAUUGAAUUUCCCUGUAGUAUGGUUUUGCACUGCAUGAAUGGUGACCUUCAAAAUCAAUGUUCAUUGUACAUCUCAGGUUUGUAUCUAAGUUACUGUAUGGAAAUGCACUGUUUUAUAUUUUGUUGUAAAUCUUCAGUACUUUUUUUUUUAGUCUGUCACUUGCCAUUGACUCUUGUAAAUUGCAUGGUGGCAGUUGCAGUCCUUCAAUGUUUUGUCUUUUGGUUGUCAUAAGGAUCACAUAAUAAAACUAAAUUUACAAACCCUGA
Chiloscyllium plagiosum (whitespotted bambooshark) is the source of this 6731-nucleotide messenger RNA. RefSeq names its product ATPase phospholipid transporting 8A1 (gene atp8a1). Gene Ontology annotation, biological process: phospholipid translocation. Gene Ontology annotation, cellular component: trans-Golgi network; plasma membrane. The record is from RefSeq and is a predicted model, not a curated record. Gene Ontology annotation, molecular function: ATPase-coupled intramembrane lipid carrier activity; magnesium ion binding; ATP binding. Lineage: Eukaryota; Metazoa; Chordata; Chondrichthyes; Orectolobiformes; Hemiscylliidae.